UUUGCCAUCUGUGUAACAGAGGACGGAGUUGGCUCAAUCAAUUGCCUAGCAUCCGUGUAUGUAGACGAAAUGAAAGGCAAAACGUUCUUUAUUAUUAUUAUCCUGUUUACCAGUUUGUCGUUUAUGUGGUUAUGGACGACUAGUAAUAGAAAUUACGUUGAUCUGAAAUAUAUUACUCCAAGUCAGUCGAGCCACGUGUCCGUGAUGAACAGAUAUGGUUUGAAAGUUGAAUCGGAUGAUGAUUGGAUUGGCCACCGGUUCGAUUUGCGACGACAACAUGUUAAAAAGUUAUGCUCAGGUGACCUGUACAGCAAAAAUACAAUAGACAAGGCUAACCUCAUUGUGGUUGAUGAGUACAAGUUAAUGUACUGCUCCGUCCCGAAGACAGGCUGCUCAAGUUGGAAAAGGUUAUUCCUGGUUCUACAUCGGUUAUAUAACUCGACGGGUGAUAUUUCGCCUGGCCAAGUACAUCAAACUUUCAAAACCCUCGCCAAAGUAACAGAAGCAAAAGCAGAGGAAAUAUUACAAACUUACACCAAGUUUUUUUUCCUUCGAAAACCACUUGAUCGUGUUCUUUCUGCAUAUAGAAAUAAAAUCGAAAGGAACGACAUGGCCUGGAAGGGUAUCAAAAAAAUAAUUGUACCUAAAAUAAAGGAAAUGUAUAGAAAAAAUAAAUCCGUGGAUGCAGAAUUAAUUAAGGAUUAUGAUUCUGUGACAUUUCAAGAAUUUGCCCAAUAUUUAAGUGAUAAUAAAAACACCUUUUUAUAUCCAUUUGAAGAACAUUGGCGGGAAACCUAUCGUCUAUGUUCCCCGUGUGAAAUUGAUUAUGAUUAUAUAGGUCACUUUGAUACCCUGAUUGAAGAUUCGACGUUUAUACUGAAAACUCUAAAUGAAACUCAUGAUUUCCCAGCUGCUGGAAAUCCAACGAACAGCUCACAACAGUCUGUUCUUCAGAAUUACUAUAAACAAUUAAACUUUAAAGAAAUUGAACGACUUAAGGAACGGUAUAGAGUCGAUUCAUUACUUUUAGAUUCCAUAUAAAUUAAGCUGACACAAUGUUUAACAAAAUUAAACUUUAUUGGUCCAAUAAAACAAAAAAAAACUAAAAGGAAGGAACCACACAAAUAAUGUAAAAUCAAUUCUUAUUCAAGGAUCAGACACAACCUCGUCUGACCCAAAUAUAAUUAAAAACUCAUUCGUGACUCACUUUAGUAACAUCGGACAAAUUAAUGACAGAAUCGGUAAAACUAAUCCAAUAUUCGAAAACAUAGUAAUCAUGAUGAUACUACUAUUAAAACAACUCUAAUUGAACUAUCCUUUUCUUAUGAAGAUGUAGUUUAAUCUAUAUCCGGUUGUAAAAAUAAUAAGAGCCCAGGUAUCGACUCAAUUACAAACGAAAUUAUUAAAAAUGGGGAAACAUAAUGGCUACAUCAUUGUUUAAUUUCAAAAGGCUUGCUGAUCUCGAAAAAAAAAUCCAGGUGAAUAGAACAAAGGUAUUAUAAUAAUACCAUUGUUUAAGAAGGGUGACACUAGGGGUCUCAAUAAUUAUAGAGGCAUCACAUUGAAUUCGUGUGUAUUCGUGGACUUCAAAAAAAGCAUUUGACACGGUCUGGAGAGGCGGACUUCUACUCGCAAUCAAACAACUUUCAAUGGGAACAAGGAUUUUGGCUAAUAUUAUCAAAGACCUAUACACUGAAAGUGUAAAGUGCUAUUCAAUGAUCUAGAAACAGAAUUAUUCUUUAUAAAUGAAGAGGUAAAACAAGGUUGUUCUCUAUCUCUAAUUCUGUUUUCAAUAUUUAUUAACUUAACAAAAUGAUUAUUGAAAGAAAAUUAGGUGUCAGCAUUUAUAAUGUAAAAUAGGUAGUCUGUUUGGGCAGACGACGUGGUACUUGUUGGUGAAAAUGAGAGAGACCUCACUAUGCUAUUACAGGCAGCAAGUGAUUUUUCCGAGAAAUGGAAGUUAUCUUUUAAUUUUCACAAACUGUUCUCAUAACAGCACAACGAGUAAAAUCAAUACAGGAAAUGGAAACUUGGAAAUGAUUCUAUUUCAGAAAGUGAUAAUUAUAAAUACUUAGGGGGUAACCGUAUCACGCUCAUUGACCGACACGUACCAUAUUGAUGAAGUAAUAAAAAAGGGUAAUAGUAUUAUAGCAUACAUAAAAUCUAUAAACAAUGAAAACAGAAUUUAUUAUGGUAACAUAUUAUGAAGUCCAUUGGUUUGCCAACCAUAAAUUACGUAUGUUCAGUGUGGUUAUGCAACGGCAAGACCCCUACAAAAAAGCUGGAAAACUUACAAUACCAGAUGGCUAAAAUUAUACUUAAAGGUCCCCGUAAUGUUGCAAAAGAAGCGUUAUAUGGGGAUUUAGUUUGGCAAUCCAUAGACUCCAUUUAAAAUAGUUUUAGACUGUCAUAUUUUAACAUGUUAAAAAAUAUGGAAGAAAAGAGAUGGCCUAGGUUACUACUGAAAGCAAUCCUGCAAGUACAAAAUGUUGUAAGAUGGAAAUGGCCAUAUGCAAUCCAAAAUAUACUACAAAAAUGUACGGUAACAUGUUAAAAUGUGUAUAUCAUCGAAAACGAUGAUAGCUAGAUAAAAUCAUGCAAAAUAGAGAACAAAAAGACCGACGCUAAAGAUUGGUAUGGUAUGUAAGAGCAAAAUGAAGUCAUCUCUUAGUGACUAUAUAAAAUAUAAAGGAGAACCAAAAUUUUAACUUUAUCUUCUUGAUAAAACAAAUUUUAAAGGAAUCAAUCUUAAAUGCAAGGCCCGAUCCAACUCACUAGAGCUUAAAGGAAGAAAGUCAUCUUGGUCAAAUGAUUUUCCAGAUAAAUGUAAAAUAUGCCAUGAUAAUACUAAAGAAACUGUUGACCAUUUUAUAUUUGGAUGUAACAGACUACAGAUAAUUAGAAAUGAUACUUUUAGAAAUUUAAAAGAACUUUAUUAUUGGGGUCUCCGGUGUUCUUGGGAUGACUUUGAAAAUGGUUCUAUAGAAUUUAAACAUCACUUGUUUUUAGAUAAAUUUAUAUGAGAACGGAAAAUUGGACGACAUUUUUGACCGUCAUUGUAAACAAUAUACCGGUAUUUGUGCCGCUUGCAUCUGUAGAAGUAAUAUAUACAAAGAAUUAUGCCUAUCUUAAUACCCUAUAUAAUGCUGUUACUUAACGGUAUAUUUAAUUUAACUUUAUUUAGGUACGGUAUUUCUUUUUGUAGUUUAUAUGGGUGUUUGUGCAUGCUUGCAAGUGUAUGUGGG
Anneissia japonica is the source of this 3245-nucleotide messenger RNA. Its product is annotated as carbohydrate sulfotransferase 11-like. Gene Ontology annotation, cellular component: membrane. The coding region runs from base 70 to 1041 and encodes 323 amino acids. The record is from RefSeq and is a predicted model, not a curated record. The transcript is spliced from 3 exons. Gene Ontology annotation, biological process: carbohydrate biosynthetic process. NCBI's taxonomy places the organism in Eukaryota, Metazoa, Echinodermata, Crinoidea, Comatulida, Comatulidae. Gene Ontology annotation, molecular function: sulfotransferase activity.